CUUCCCCAUUUCGUCGUUUUUCUUUUUUCCUUUCCUUUACCUCAAACCCUAACCCUAACCCCCCUCUUUUUCUCUUCUUUUUUCUUUCUUUAUGUUUUUUCUGUUUGAAAUUUCCUAUUGCAUCAUCGCGACAUCCUAAAACCCUAGAAAGUUUUAGGAUUUUGGAAUUUUGGUUAAUGGAUUCUCAGCAGAAUAAUCUGUUCGAGACGGCUUCGCAGCCCGACGCGGGCAACGACGCCUACACAUUCCUCGAGUUUAACACGCAAGGGGAGGACUUCGAUUACCCUGAGUUUCGGGACUCGAUUCGGUCCCCCGUCGCGUGGCCUACGCCCUCCGAUUCGUUGGCUGACACCACUGACCGCGUCGGGGGCGGAGCCGCUGGUCCUGGGUCCGAUCACCAGUCCGAUUCCUCGCCGGUUUCGGCUGCCCCGGGGAGUGCCGCUAAGGGCCGGGCAAGUAGUAGCUCGAAUAAUCAGGUGGUGGAUGCUUUGGCGGCCGGGAUGAGUGGGCUUAACUUUGAGGAUACUGGGGAUGAUGAUAAUUAUGAUUAUGCCAAGGGGGAUUUCACAGAGCACGCGUGUAGAUAUUGUGGGGUGUCGAACCCGGCUUGCGUUGUGAGAUGUAAUGUGCCUUCGUGUCGUAAGUGGUUCUGUAAUUCCCGGGGGAACACGUCUGGCUCGCAUAUUGUGAAUCACCUGGUUCGAGCAAAGCACAAGGAAGUCUGCCUUCAUAAAGAUAGUCCACUAGGGGAAACAAUUCUUGAAUGUUACAACUGUGGCUGUCGCAAUGUGUUUCUACUUGGAUUUAUCUCAGCCAAGACAGAGAGUGUGGUUGUUCUUCUUUGUAGAGAACCUUGCUUAAGUGUUAAUGCGUUGAAGGAUAUGAACUGGGACUUGAGCCAAUGGUGUCCCUUGAUUGAUGAUAGGUGUUUCUUGCAGUGGCUUGUUAAGGUGCCGUCUGAACAAGAGCAGCUGAGAGCACGCCAAAUUAGUGCUCAACAAAUAAACAAGGUAGAAGAACUUUGGAAAACAAAUCCAGAUGCUUCGCUUGAAGAUCUUGAGAAACCUGGCGUGGAUGAUGAACCUCAGCCUGUAGUCUUGAAAUAUGAAGAUGCUUACCAGUAUCAAAAUGUAUUUGCACCACUUAUUAAGCUCGAAGCUGACUAUGAUAAAAUGAUGAAAGAAUCUCAAAGCAAGGAUAAUGUCACUAUUCGAUGGGAUAUUGGCCUGAACAAAAAGCGCGUUGCUUAUUUUGUUUUUCCAAAGGAGGACAAUGAGUUGCGUCUUGUACCUGGAGAUGAGUUGCGAUUGCGAUAUUCGGGAGAUGCUGCUCAUCCAGCAUGGCAAUCAGUGGGACAUGUGAUUAAGUUAACUGCACAAGAGGAGGUUGCACUUGAACUUCGAGCUAGUCAGGGUGUGCCUGUUGACCUGAACCAUGGUUUUAGUGUUGACUUCGUUUGGAAGAGUACUAGCUUUGAUCGGAUGCAAGGAGCAAUGAAAACUUUUGCAGUGGAUGAGACCAGUGUCAGUGGGUAUAUCUACCAUCACUUGUUAGGCCAUGAAGUAGAGGUUCAGAUGGUUCGCAAUACUCUUCCUCGUCGUUUUGGUGCACCUGGUCUUCCAGAGCUAAAUGCAUCUCAAGUUUUUGCAGUUAAAAGUGUACUACAGAAGCCUAUAAGUCUUAUUCAAGGUCCGCCUGGUACGGGAAAGACUGUUACUUCGGCAGCGAUUGUGUAUCACAUGGCAAAACAAGGCCAAGGACAGGUUUUGGUUUGUGCCCCUAGUAAUGUGGCUGUAGACCAACUAGCUGAAAAGAUAAGUGCCACAGGAUUAAAGGUUGUUAGGCUUUGUGCUAAAUCCAGGGAAGCUGUUAGUUCUCCUGUCGAGCAUUUAACCCUACACUACCAGGUUCGUCAUCUAGACACAUCUGAAAAGAGUGAACUUCACAAGUUACAGCAAUUGAAAGAUGAACAAGGAGAAUUGUCUAGCAGUGAUGAGAAAAAAUAUAAAGCUCUGAAGCGAGCAACAGAGAGGGAGAUUUCUCAGAGUGCUGAUGUCAUAUGUUGUACUUGUGUUGGAGCUGGAGAUCCCCGAUUAGCGAAUUUUAGGUUCCGCCAGGUACUUAUUGAUGAAUCUACUCAGUCAACGGAACCUGAAUGCCUUAUUCCUUUAGUUCUUGGUGCAAAGCAGGUGGUUCUGGUUGGUGAUCACUGUCAGCUUGGUCCAGUUAUUAUGUGCAAAAAAGCAGCUCGUGCUGGCUUAGCACAAUCUCUAUUUGAGCGGCUUGUCCUACUCGGAGUGAAGCCAAUUAGGUUGCAGGUUCAAUAUCGCAUGCAUCCUUCUCUGUCAGAGUUUCCUUCUAACAGCUUUUAUGAAGGCACACUGCAAAAUGGAGUGACUAUCAAUGAAAGGCAAUCUUCGGGCAUUGAUUUCCCUUGGCCAGUUCCCAAUCGUCCUAUGUUCUUUUAUGUACAGAUGGGGCAAGAGGAGAUAAGUGCUAGUGGUACAUCUUAUCUCAACAGGACUGAGGCUGCUAAUGUUGAAAAGAUUGUGACCACUUUCUUAAGAAGUGGUGUAGUUCCUAGUCAGAUAGGGGUCAUAACACCAUACGAGGGACAAAGAGCAUAUAUUGUGAACUAUAUGUCGAGGAAUGGUGCUCUCAGACAACAACUUUACAAGGAAAUUGAGGUUGCAAGUGUUGAUUCAUUUCAGGGAAGAGAAAAAGAUUACAUCAUUCUGUCAUGUGUUAGAAGUAAUGAACACCAGGGCAUUGGUUUUCUCAAUGAUCCUCGGAGGCUGAAUGUUGCUUUAACACGUGCUCGAUAUGGUAUUGUGAUUCUGGGAAACCCGAAAGUUUUAAGUAAACAGCCAUUGUGGAAUAGUUUAUUGACUCACUACAAGGAACACGAGUGUUUGGUUGAAGGGCCUCUAAAUAACCUGAAGCAGAGUAUGGUCCAAUUCCAAAAGCCAAAAAAGAUAUACAAUGAUCGUCGUCUCUUCUUUGGUGGUGGUCCUGGAGUUGUGCCUAGUGACAGUUUUUCAUCUGUGUCCUCAUCUAACCAAAAUGCUGAAAGAAGAAGUGCUCGAGGAAGGGGUUCUUAUAUACCUCCUAGUCCACCCAAUGGAACCCAUAAACCUGGCUUGCAUCCGGCUGGGUAUCCAAUGUCUCGAGUUCCCCUUCCUCCAUUUCCUGGUGGCCCUGCAUCUCAACCAUAUGCUAUUCCAACUCGUGGAGCUGUACAUGGACCAGUUGGAGCAGUGCCUCAUGUCCCCCAACCUGGAAGCCGAGGUUUUGGUGCUGGACGUGGAAAUGCUGGUGCUCCUAUUGGCAGUCAUCUUCCACAUCAGCAAGCCACCCAGCAAUCUUUUGGAAAUAUUGGAUCAACUUUUAACUUUCCUACUUUGGAAAAUCCAAAUAGUCAGCCAUCUGUGGGUGGCCCGUUAUCUCAACCAGGAUUUGUCAAUAAUAUGGCAGUUCAAGGGCCAAGCCAAACUUUUCGCGAUGGGUUCUCCAUGGCUGGCAUGUCUCAGGAUUUCUUGGGUGAGGACUUUAAAAGUCAAGGAUCACACGUUCCUUACAAUGUUACUGACUUCUCCACCCAGGCUUCACAAAGUGGUGGAUAUGGUGUUGAUUAUGUUACACAAGGAGCACAAGGAGGCUUUCCAGGGAACUUCCUGAACCAGAAUUCUCAGGCUGGUUAUUCUCGCUUUGGUACUGGAAAUGACUUCAUGUCUCAGGACUACAUGCCUCAUGGAUCACAAGGUUUAUUUACUCAAGUUGGCUUUAAUGAUCCAUCACAAGAUGAUGCAUCUCAGAGUCACUAUGGUGUGGCCAACGCUAAUCAACUUCAGUCUCAGGGAUUGAUGAAUUCACUCUACUCCCAACCCUUCACUCAUUACAACACACAGCCACUGAACUUGCAGGCCCCACAGCAGCAGCAGCAGCCUCAGCCGAGUCAGAGCUCUCAAAAUCAGAAAAUCCACUACAAUGGUUGAAGUGAAGGGAGGGAGUAAUUGAUGUGAUGGGUUAGUCUUUUGCAUUCAGCUACUCUGGUUGUGCUCUCUUGUGUGCCCAAAUAUGCCCUAAAGUGCAGAAUGGAUUGCCGAUUGAGGUCAGUUUGGUUAUCUAUCUAUGUGUCACCCGUAUAGUGGAUAUAAAUACACUUGCUGGGUUUUUUGGAAUAAGAUUUGUGCAACGGGGGCAAAAUGACGGAGCAUCGUUUUUAAGCAAACAUAAGCGGCACAUCAGAGGCUGAGAGAGAAAAUUAUAACCCCGAUUACAAGCUUAAAGUUUUGUGUUGAGAAAAGAUAAAAGAAAUGCUCAAGAGGAUGAGUGCAUUACAUGGCAUGGUUUUGGCGAAAAGGGCUUUGGCAAGUGGAAAUAGGCAGGCAAGGGUUAUUUAACAUGAUGACUUACAGGGAAGACCCAAUUUUUCGUACAGAAAGCAGUUUUACUGAGAAAAUUUUUGUACAGCAUGCCGGGAAAGGUCGCCUAUAAACACCCCUUUUCUGCUCUUCUUGACAUGUAAUUUUAUACUCUAUACUUACAUAGAGCAUUACAAUACCUUAGAAGAGAGUUAAUUAAGUAAAAGCACUUGGCUUUGCAAUACAACCCUUGGUGGUAUAUAGAAAGUGUGGUUGGUUUUAAUGUGUCAUGGGGUAUAUUACGAACUUGUAUUAUUGUGACCCAGCUUCUCAGCGCAAUUCGCUAUUUGUGUUCUUUAGAUUUUUACUUGCGAAA
Molecule: messenger RNA, 4740 nt
Organism: Humulus lupulus (European hop)
Lineage: Eukaryota; Viridiplantae; Streptophyta; Magnoliopsida; Rosales; Cannabaceae
Product: regulator of nonsense transcripts 1 homolog
Exons: 28
Coding region: 177-3995 (1272 amino acids)
Biological process (GO): nuclear-transcribed mRNA catabolic process, nonsense-mediated decay
Cellular component (GO): cytoplasm
Molecular function (GO): hydrolase activity; RNA binding; RNA helicase activity
Source: RefSeq, a predicted model, not a curated record